UUAAAACUGGAAGUGUUUAUAAACCAGGCAGACAUCAUUUAAAGUGGCAGCUCAGAAAGUAUAUUUUAUUUGCAAAAUGGCAACAUGGAAGAGAUCAUCUGAUGAUACAGAGCAGAUCACAUUUAUGGAUAAUACACAGGACCAGUUAGAUGAUUCUGAAGGGUCUUUGUUUACUGAUCUUGGAAAGGACAAAAAUGACACCACUGCUGAGAUUAGAAAAAAGCUGAGUUCCAUGAAAAUUGCUGUAAUUGCACUUUAUGUGAUCGUUCUCUGCAUCCUGGCAGGGAUUGUCUAUGUAACAGUGCAACUAUAUGAAAGACAGACGAGCAUUUCCGAUAUGGAGGCCAGAGGCAGUGUAUCUAAACAAAUUGGAGAAAAUAGUGUGGGUGAAAGAGUCUGGCAGGAUUCUAAAUAUCUUAAAAACACAAUCAAAAACAACUCUGACUCCCUGAAAGUACUUGCCCAGAAUAUUCAAACUCUGAUUGAAAACGUCACCCUCUUAGAGGACUCAUUAAACAGUUCCUUGUCUCUCAUGGAGGGUAAAAUCCAACAACUGAAUGCGAAGAAUGAACAGCUGACAUAUAUCAUAGAACACAACGUGAACCCUCUGAUUUCUCAGAUAAAAAUGAACGAACAAAGUCUUCAGGAUUUAUCAAAUCAUAUUAAUACAUUUGAAGAUGAUGUCCAUGGUGUUCUGGAUACAGUAAAGUCUGUGAAUAGCAGCUGCAUGGGGGACAUCUUCAUUCACCAACAGGACAUUAUUCAACUGAAUAUGGAUUUUCUAAAUGUGACCUUGGCUACUAGACACUUGGAAGAAAAACAGAUCAAUAUGGAUGCCAAUAUGAAACAAGAAAUAGACAUUUUAAAUAAGGUCACGGAGGCCCUUAGACUGAAGGACUGGGAACAUUCACUGGUUCUAAAUAAUAUAACCAAAAUUCAAGGUCCUCCUGGUCCAAGAGGGCAAAAAGGGGACAUGGGUGAUAGAGGACAUAAUGGCUAUCCAGGACAUCCAGGUUUGCGUGGUAUUCAGGGACCCAAAGGGGAAAAGGGGCAAGGACUCCCUGGAUCCAAUGGGAAUCCAGGAGCUGCUGGUCCAAAAGGGGACAGAGGUUUUCCUGGUCUUCCUGGAUCACAAGGAUCAAAGGGGCAGAAAGGGGAACCAGGCAUAGCAGCAAAUGCAGGACGCCCAGCUUCUGUACGGCUGGUAAAUGGCUCGACACCAAACCAAGGCAGAGUGGAAGUACUGCAUGAAGGGGCAUGGGGUACCAUAUGUGAUGAUAGAUGGGAUCUUCUGGAUGGGCUUGUUGUUUGUAAAAUGCUUGGAUACAGCAAAGUUGUUAAAGUUUUCUUGCAUGCUGCUUUUGGGCAAGGUACUGGGAAAAUACUGAUGGAUGAUGUUACAUGUUCCGGACGAGAGACUUCGAUUUUUGAGUGUCAAUUUCCAGGGUGGGAAAAAACUAACUGCCAACAUAACGAGGAUGCUGGUGUGUCUUGCUCAGCCUAGUCAACAAUUACAUGAAACUCUUUGUGCACGAUUUUCAGCAUCAGGUCUAUGAAGACUGAAUGACCAACUGAAGUUGAAAUGUAAUAAUAAUGGAAAGUAAGAAUUGCUUAAUCAAUGAUAAUUGUGUUAUUUGAUAAUCAUUAAUAACCAUAUGUACAAAUAAUGCAUUGUAACAUUGCAGACUCAAUCCGACAUGCCGGGGAUAAAGAGCUGUGACAAGAAUGAAUACAGUAUAUAUAUAUAUAUAUAAUAUAUAUAUAUAUAUAUAUUAUAUAUA
Polyodon spathula (Mississippi paddlefish) is the source of this 1781-nucleotide messenger RNA. RefSeq names its product macrophage scavenger receptor types I and II-like. The transcript has 12 exons. Gene Ontology annotation, biological process: receptor-mediated endocytosis. Gene Ontology annotation, molecular function: scavenger receptor activity. Lineage: Eukaryota; Metazoa; Chordata; Actinopteri; Acipenseriformes; Polyodontidae. Gene Ontology annotation, cellular component: membrane. The coding region runs from base 77 to 1504 and encodes 475 amino acids. The record is from RefSeq and is a predicted model, not a curated record.